Molecule: messenger RNA, 945 nt
Organism: Aspergillus eucalypticola CBS 122712
Lineage: Eukaryota; Fungi; Ascomycota; Eurotiomycetes; Eurotiales; Aspergillaceae
Product: RNA polymerase II-binding domain-containing protein
Exons: 2
Biological process (GO): intracellular calcium ion homeostasis
Cellular component (GO): perinuclear region of cytoplasm
Source: RefSeq, a predicted model, not a curated record
AUGGCAUCCCAUCAACUCGCCAUUGCCAAGGCCUCCUUCUCCGCAGGGCUUCUACGUCCAGACCCGACGUCCGUCGCGCGCGACGAAAUCACAGCCUUUCACACCAGCCUAGACCGGGCGCUAUCGCAUUGCACCCCGGCAAACAUCCAGACCUGCAAACAAUGGCUCCUGGAAUACGUCGUCUCGUCAGGUAACCGCGUAGGCGGAUGGGCCAAAUACCUAGCUGCGUUGUCUGGAUCAUUCGAAACAUCAUCCACACCAUCGCCGGCCGAGAGUGGUGGGAAAAGGUCGACAUCGACAUCUGGCAAGCGGAAACGCCUCCAUAUCCUAUAUUUGCUGAAUGAUGUGCUGCACCAUACGAAAUACCACCUGGAUACGAGCGCCGCGUUUAGCACAUUGAGCGGAUCGCUGCAACCGCAUGUGGUCGAGCUGUUGGGCUACGCGGCGUCGUAUGAUCGCGAGAAGAACCCGAAACAUCAUCGUCGCUUGGAUGAGUUGCUGGAUAUCUGGGAGGAGAAUCGCUAUUACGGCAGUGAUUAUGUGAAUAAGCUACGGGAGGUGGUUAAGAAUGCUUCGGUCUCGGGUCCGGUCAAGACGUCGCUGAGUGUCGAGGAGAGUAAUUUGGAUUUCGCGGGAGCUGGUGCGAAACCAAUGCCCUCGGGCAAGGAUGUCCCGUUCGUUAUGCCGGCUACGCAUGGUGAUCCGUCUAUGCCGUACUACGAUCUACCUGCGGGAAACCUUGUUCCGCAUAUUAUCCCGGAUUCGACGGUGCCCCUGCGACCGGACACAAUCAAGCCGCUGCAGUUCUUGGCUGGGCCGGCGGACGAGAAUCUUGUCGUGGCGCUGAAGAAGUUCAUGAAGGACGUGGAUCGGAUAUAUGGGACGGAAGAGCCGGAGCAUGAAGAGGACGAGGUGGUGGAUAUCGAUGAUCUCGGCCAGGUGGUC